This is a messenger RNA of Vollenhovia emeryi, 3294 nucleotides long. RefSeq names its product zinc transporter 7-A (gene ZnT86D). Gene Ontology annotation, cellular component: Golgi apparatus; membrane. The coding region runs from base 363 to 1445 and encodes 360 amino acids. The transcript is spliced from 2 exons. Gene Ontology annotation, molecular function: zinc ion transmembrane transporter activity. Lineage: Eukaryota; Metazoa; Arthropoda; Insecta; Hymenoptera; Formicidae. The record is from RefSeq and is a predicted model, not a curated record. Gene Ontology annotation, biological process: zinc ion transport; intracellular zinc ion homeostasis; transmembrane transport.
UGGACCCGCGGACGUGUCGCGUCCGCGCGUACGUAACGUGUGUAUGUACGCGCGCGUGCACGCGCGCGCGUGCACAUGUACGCGCGUUGCUCCAGUUAGCGAACUUGACGCGUGUCGAACAGCUGCGGACGCCGCGCAUCAGCGAGUCACCGCCGCCGUCUGGUGCGGAUCAAUCGCCCCGGCACCGCGCUUUGUCUCCCCGUCUCUUCCGGGGGAAACACCGCGAUUGUUUCCGCGACGGCUGGCGCGCGUCGGGCCUUGAGAGUUUACACGAUUUCCGGAUAGCCACCUCGGCGGAGCGGGAUGUCUUCUGGCAACAUAUGACAGACUCGGGGCUUGUAAGAUCAGUGUGAUUCCAAGAUAUGCUGCCACUCUCGCACAGUCAGCGCGACUCGCGCUCCAACUUCCGCAGCAGGGUCAAGGAGAAGCUGCUGAGCUGGAAGCGGCUCAUCUUCUCCGACCAGAACACUCGCAAUUUGUUCCUGUUCCUGAUUCUCAACCUGUCCUUCGCCUUCGUCGAGCUGCUGUACGGAAUAUGGACCAACAGCCUCGGUCUGAUCUCAGACAGUUUCCAUAUGUUCUUCGACUGCACCGGCCUGCUGUUCGGUCUAGCGGCGUCCGUCAUCACCAGGUGGCGGGCAAACGACCGAUACUCGUACGGGUACGUCAGAGCCGAGGUCCUGGGCGGUUUCGUCAACGGGCUGCUCCUGUUGUUCAUAGCCCUGUUCAUCAUGUCGGAGGCGGUGGAGCGGGCCAUCGAGCCGCCGGAGAUCAAACACGAGCGGCUCUUCGUGGUCUCCGUCAUGGGGCUGCUAGUGAAUUUAGUGGGGAUAUGCGCGUUCAAGCACGGCCACGGGCACGGGCACGGCCAUAGCCACGGUCACAGUCACGGCGCGAGGGGACACCACGGUCAUUCUCACUCGCAGAAUCACGAGUACUCCUCCCUCCUGAAUCACAACUACGACCAUCACCUCGAAAUGGAGACGUCCUUCAGUGGCACGAACUCGCAAAUCAUGAAGGGCGUGUUCCUGCACAUACUCGCGGACACCCUCGGGUCCGUCGGGGUGAUCAUAUCGGCGGUGCUGAUGCAAAUGUUCGGCUGGAUGAUCGCCGAUCCGAUUUGCUCUAUGCUAAUAGCAGUAUUGAUAGUGUUAAGUGUAAUCUCAUUGAUGAAGGAGUCGUGGGAGAUCCUCAUGCAGAGACAGCCGGUCGCUCUGGACCACAUUCUGCCGCAGUGCUACAACAAGGUGACGCAGAUACCCGGCGUCUACAGCGUGCAGGAGCCGCACUUCUGGACUCUGUGCUCGGACGUGUACGUCGGCUGUCUGAAACUGGAGGUGGCCCGAGAAGUGGAUCCCAAGUCCGUCGUGAUGACCACCCAAAAGAUUUUCCAGACGGCGGGCAUUAGACAGCUCACAGUCCAGCUCGAUUACGCCCCUAUGUGAUCCACGAGAGGCGUCACGUGCAUCGCGGACUGCUGUUACGAGUACAACGGGGGUGUGCCUGCCUGCAAGCUCUGUCACGAGGAGACCGGGGACACGAGGGCGCCGCAGAAUGUCUUCGCUACGUCAAAAGUCUGUGAUUGUGCGCACUGGAAUGGCAAUCAGUAUCACCUUGGACUACAAAUCGUUUGAGGAUCGUGCAUGCCUUAGGAGAGAAACUGCUGACACGGGGGGCGAUUGAAACUUUCUAACAAUUUCUAACCGAAUCAAAUUAAUAACUUCAAACCGUUUCUAAAAACACGACAUACGAUAAGAGAUGUGUUUCUCAUCUUGAUAUUAGACACUAAGACGAAUGGUCAGUUACAUUUUCUCCUCUCCGGAACAAAUGUGUCCACAUUUGUUCAGUUUUUAUAUAAAUACUUUACCUCUGUCGGAGCAAAGGCUCAUCUCUGUUUCUACGAGCCUUGACUUGUAAUUACAUUCAUCGUUACAAGGAAGCAUUUCAGAUUCCGGUUUAAUUUAGCUGUAUCGUAAUAUAAGAGUAGCAUUGCUUAGAUUUUUUAUUUUUGCAAUGAUACCUUAAGGGUGCGUUUGUAUGAAUAUUUUUUAACGAGACUUCCGAGAACAAGAGAUAGUGCUGAAUCUUACAUGAUUUGUACAAUACGAACUGUUUGAGAACAUUCUCGGUUUCUAUAAGAUUAAAUUACCAUAAGUUUGGAAUGGGGCAAUCGUGUGUAAGGACGCAAGCGGCCAUAACAAUCUGGAGACAGCUGUAGAGAGCUAGUCAUAUCUGUGCAAGAAAUGAGGAAAGUAGCGCAAAUAACACGCAUAAUGUGAAAGAAUACUUUUACACGAGAAUAUACCUACCAUUUUUAUACAAUGAUCUAAAAGAGGGGUUGCUAUUUCUAUUUUUCCGUCCGUGCUAAGUAUUACCUUCCUCUUUACUGCAAUACUCCGAACCCAGAAACGUGACUUAGCAUGCGUGGAACAUUUGUUGAGUGACCGUACCGGUUAUGUAUGCACAAUCUGUUGGACGAAUUUGUGUAAUAUUAUUUGUAUAUAAUUUAUGAUUAUGUUAUUAGGCUAUUAGUGCCGAUUGUAGCCAAAUAAAAUGGAAUAUCGCAAGUUAACGAUCGAGUGAAAGGCCGAAGCUUGUGCCCGAAUCCGAGGGAUCUGGACGCGAGAAUUCUAAAAUAUCUUCUCCUUGAUUCACCAUGUAGAACACUUUCUUCCUAAACGCAAUGUCAACGUUUUGGAUCCUGAGAGCGCUAAAGACGAUCGAGAAAUUGUUAAAUGCGAUCUUUCCUAAAUCUUAACUUCACGAUUACAUAAUUAAACGACCAAAUACAUGGAUUUGUAAGUAACGAUUUCAUUGCAUCUCUAAGAAAUCAAGUUGACCAGCAGGAGCGACAUUUACAUUCCACGUGUGUUAUAUUAAUAUAUAUUAUAAUAUAUUUAUAAUCAAUACGCAUAAUAUAUAUUAAUGUACACGCGCACAUAGAGAAGUCAAGGCAUCGAUUUGUGAUGACGCAGGCCAAAAUGUUGUGUUAUGGAUAAUAGGAUAUUUGCAAUAGGACUUUCGAUUAGGUUCAUUUUACUAAAGAAUAUAUUGUUAUCUAUCACGGUCGCGUGUCAGACGCGAUAUAAUUAACGAUAUUUCUUUGCGAUAGUUUUAGCGAUAAUUCUUUGCUAAGACGAAUCGAGCGCGUUCGAGAGGAAACGCGAUAAUAGGUAUGCGAAUCUUGUUACGUUUUCCUAAUUACUGUCAUUGUAUAGAUUUAUAAAUGCGCGGAUUGCGUGUGAUUAUUAUAAAAAAGAAAUAUGUAAGUAAUAAAGAUACGUACUUGCGAAA